AUGGCGGCCAAGAUCGCCAUCUCGUGCAAGCAACUUCGGCCUGUAAAAUUUCCUUUGCGAUCGCUAGUGUUACGAACAUUCUACAGCAGUAAAUCAUUGGAAAAUAUGGGGAAAAUUACAUCGUUUUCUAAUCCUGAAGUUCAGUCACUAUUAAAGAAACUCACAGGUCGUAAUUUGGAUAAAAUAUACGCCAUGCGCAAAGGAGAAUUUGAAGUUCCAUCGUACAAACUAAUGACAGAUGCAGAGUACUUAGAGGUAAUUUUUCUUUUGUUUGUUUCUCUCAGAUCUAUUUUAUAAGUGGUCUAAAAGAGCAGAUCACGUAUAUACGAGCAGACACGCGCAUAUGUAUGAAAAUUUAGAGUUCAUAAUUGUUUUUGUUUAUACUAGGUACAACAUAGAAAUGAAGAAGAAGCCGAAGCUAUGCUUGAAAUGCCACCAGUGAUGGAAGAGAGACAAGAGAUCGAUGAAAUUAUUGAAGAAAAAGAAGAGCUGGCGCAGUUUUCAGAGUCAAAUUACGUUUUUACAGAUAUCAGCACAAGUGAAUCUGAUAGGGUAGUUCAAAGUCUUCUUUCUUCUAAAAUAAGUUUUUCUGUUUUUUUUUUUUUUUUUUUUUUUACAAAAGUAGCGUUACUCUAGAGAAAUAUAUUGCCUAUCAAAAGAUGAAAAUAAUUGGAUGCUGGAAUUUGCUGUGGGAAGCUCUUCCGAGGUCCAAUAAAUGUUCCAUUCCCCAUUCCCUUUCCCCUGAGUUCAUAAUUUGCAAGGAAAUGUGUAGCAGUUAGGGGGAAGACUUAAGUAUCAGAGCUUGGGAGCUUAAGGGUUAAUGAGGAUGGAACUAAGCUUAAGUUUACUUGAUCGUGUUGUUUGGUCAUAGUUUUUUGUUAUUUUAAUCUUCUAAUUCCUCUUCCUUAAAUUAAAACAUAGUAUUACAUAACAUAAAUGGCCUUGUGGUGUGCUUUUUUUUUACUUCUCAUAUUUAUAUUUUGAUUUUUUUCAGACCAGGUCAAUAACAGUGAGAGAACCAAGUGGCAGAUUACGAAAAGCAUCCUGGGAAGAAAGAGAUAGAUUGAAUUUUAUAUAUUUCCCUAAGCCUGGAAGACAGUAUGAAAUGCCAGAACUCCUCACUGAUGAAGGAAUGCUGGUAAUGUAAACUGUUCUGUUGUUUUACUUUUAUCAUUUAUUACAAUUCUCACUCACAGUUAAGAUCAAAUUUGUAAUUCUCCUCACUGUCAACUAUACAAUUCUUAUAAUGUUAGUUUAGAGAAUUUAGUGUUGGAUCAAGUAAUUAUCCCCAAAUUGAUGUUUUCCUUUAUUCUCAUCACUUAUCUGCUUGAUAUUGUAUUGAUAUUGUAAGGAGAAAUUAUGUCUUGGUUGCUCUUGGGAGUUAAAGGGUUAAUCAAUUUAGAGCACUGUAUUUCACUGCAAGGCUCACUUAAUUCAAAAGUUUGUUUGAAUUGAAAUUUCUCCCUCUAUUUGAAGCCAGAGAUAUACUCAAUAUCUUACUGCUAGAGUUCAUAGGAGUCCUGGAAAACCUGGGAUUUUAUUUCAACAUUUUCCAGGACUUUCCAGUCCUGGAAAAAUACUACAGGCCCUGGAAAGUCCUGGAAAUCUGCUUAACUCGAACAAUAAAGUUUUCAGAAUUUAUGUUAUAAGAAAUGUAUGUAGACUGUAAGGAGAAUUGAUUUUGAAAUCUUGGGAAUAAAAGGGUUUAACCCUUUAACUCCGAUCGGAUUGUUAAUUCUCCCUUCUACCUACUACACAUUUCCUUGUAAAUUAGUUAUGAGGAUUUGAUGUGAGAUCAAUAUAACAACUACUAAAUGAUCAGUAUAAUGAAUAUUCUCAUUACCUGUUUGUUGGGUGACAUAAGGAUAAUAUGGGAAGAAGUUUCAUUUUGAUCACUUCUGGAAGUUAAAAGGUUAAGGUGAAAUUUGGAACCCUGGAAGAGUCCUUGAAAUUUUUUUCUGAAAAAGGGUACAAACUCUAUCCUUCCAUUCUUUCCAAAGUCUUUACCUUAAGUUGCAGAACCUUGUUUUUUCCGUUUGUACCUUAGUAGAGAAAAACUUGGUCAGUAACUUACAGUAGUAGUAUUGACCUUGAACUUGGUUAGUUUUCAAAUUUGUUUUGAUGGUUUUAUAAACAUUGAAUAACAAUUUAAUAGGGGUUUAUCGUUUGUCUCACGAUAUAGAGUCAGACUAUCAAUAUGAAUUUAUAGCAACAUUUCACCUGCUAUACUGUUAGUCUUCAUCAGUUGGCAAGGUUGAAAAUUUUGUGUCACUAUAUGUAGCACAUGUGUUUGUUGUCAUUGGUGCGUUAUGGUACACUUUCAUUGGUGUGGUUUGAUCCUCAUUAUAAUUCCGACUAGCAGCAUGUUCUCUAACAUUUAAUAACUUUCCUCUUAUUUACUCAGAGUUGGGUGAUUACUGAGAAAGGCAUUUAAAAUGAAUUUAAGGAGCUCACCUUUGCUACUACUUUCUUUUGGAAUCUUGGUGGAACUUUUAGUGAUUAUAUCAUUUCUUCUAAAUCAUGUCAAAUGCCAUAAGCUUUGAGCAAGUAUUCAACCUGGUUUCUUAUAGCUCAAGGAUAAACUAAAUAUGCAGAAUUUUUUAAUAAGUUAUGAAAAUCUUUUCCUUAAAUUCUAAGAAGUCUUUGAACUCUUUCAGGUUGUGUUUCAGCAAAACAGACAUGAAGAUGUUCUAGAUCUGGCUUGUGUUCAGUUUGAACCAGACUCAGCAGAUUACAUCAGAGUAUGUGGCAGUUAGAUGUCAAUAGUAAUUUCUAUCCUGUAAAUAAAUAACUCUGUUCUCCUCUAAAACCAUUUGGUCCAACAUAUACCAUGUAUAUUUUAUGUGGGAGAGACUAAUAAUUAUCCUGUCAAUCAUCUUGUUAGUUUAAAACUUCUAUUAAAUAUCAGAAAUUUAGCAAGCACUCGAUGCUUUUAUUUUGAUGUUUAUAAAACACUUUGCACCAGAGUGUUUUUGUUUGCUGAUGGGUGAGUCAAAAUUUUGGAGAAGCCCAGAAAGCAAACACAAUGUGUAAUAAAUUUCUCUAACCCAUCUUUUCUUAAAAAGUAGCUCCAUUUAAAGUAGACCAUUUUAAUAACUAAGUUUCAUAGAAAAUAGAAGAUGGAUGCUUAGUACUAAGUUUUACUCAGAAAUCAAGAUAAAAGAUUAAAAUCACUGAAUUUUUUGCACAUGCAUGAACAAACUUGUGGAUGGCAUUUUAAACUGAAUGUACAUAUAUGUCCAGUAUAUGAAGUGAUCUCAUCUUAUCUGGAAUUUGUGAAUAAGAAUUUGACUAAGAAACAUUUGGAGACAAGGGCUUUAUUCAAAAAAAGUUUUAGAUUUUCGAUCAUUUAGGUCCAUAGGUUUUCCUCUGUUUUCAGUUUUGAUAAUUUGUGAUUGUAUAAACUGGGAAUGGGAUUUUUUAAUUUCUGUUUUUAUUUUGUGCAGGUUCAUCACAGGACAUAUGAAGACCUACUUACACAUAAAAAGUUUGAAAUUUUAAGAUCAACAAGACAUUACGGAGGACUUCUAUAUUACUUGGCAAAACAACAAAAACUCAACGAAUUGCUGGAUAAUAUGAUGGACAGGGAACAGUAAGUUUAAAAUUUCUUCAUUAAUUAGACAAAUAAAAAUAAAAAAGUCUUAUCUUCUAGAGUUUUUGUUUUAUUUUUGAUGCUGUGUUAUGCUAUUAUCAAUUACUAUCUUGGACAGCAGUAAAGUUCGCUUUCAGAAUGCUUGGAUGUUGUCUGGAUCUCUUAAAAUUUCCAUGUAUUUAUUUCAUCUUGUGCAUUGAUCAAUUGGAAGCAUCAGUACCCCCUCCCCCUGAGGAAUUCCUAGGACAUUUGAACUUUUGAAGAUUGGUUUGUUCACCCACCCCUCCCCAGGACCAAAAUUGUGUUCAAGGCACAGACAACAGUCAAAAACUCAUGAGUUGCUGGGGGGAUGUUGAAGCCUAUUGGCAUAUUAGAAACAGGCAAAGGGUUAACAGAUGGUGGAUUUUGAUAUACUUUGAAAUAUACUUUCUUUUAAAAAUAAGUUCUCAGUUCAUCCCCUAAGAUCUGAGUAAUUUGCAAUUCAACCUUGCAGCUGCUACUUAAUUGAUUUUUUAAUUCAUUAAGAGAAUUUCCAAAAUCAAGAAGAUGCUUGCCAAGUGAUAAGGUCACCAUUUCUGAUCAUCUCAUUGUUAGAUAAUGUAGUGUAACUUCCAUGAGUGACCAAGACAGAAUUUCUCCUUACAACAUCAAUACAACAUCAAGCAGAAAGAUGAUGAGAAUAAAGAAAAAUAUCAAUUAGGGAAUUAUCAGUUGAUCCAAUACCAAAUUCUCCAAACUAUCAUCAUAUGAAUUGAAUGUCAGACAGUAAAGAGAAUUGCUAAAAUGAUUGUGGGAGUGAAAAGGGUUAAAGAUAAGUAACAUGUUAAUUGGUUAUGAUAUGUUUACAGGUGGGAUGACUGUAUUGACGUGGUGAGACUUCACCUACUUUGUCAUCCGGGAAGCGAGAUAACACGUCGAAUUGGAAAGAACAACUUAAAAGGCUUCUCUAUGCUUCGGGUUAGUGUUACAUAUGUAUUGUGAAUACCCACACAGUCCAAAUGUUUUCCUUGACAUUAAAGAAGAGAAGAGACAAAGGUAUGGAAGAUCAGGGUAUUUGAUGGAUUACCAGUUGUUCUGUACACACAGCAGUGUCACACUCAAACCUGCACUUGCAGUUUUUGUUAAAAAAAUUCAAAAGUAUAAAAAAUAGAAUGUUUGAUUGAAAAUAUCACACUUACCUUGCACAAGGCAAUAAUUUAGUUAUUGCUAAGGUCACAAGUAUACACAAAAGAACUCUGUUUUCAUCUUACUUGCUUGACUAACUACACAAUAAUCAACUUUUAACCCCUAAGAGUGACCGGCAUCUAAUUUCUCCUCACAAGAUUACCCCUGAAGAGAACAUUAAGGUUAUGAGAAUAAGGAAAAUGAUCCACAACUAAAUAAGCCCUUGAUUGUUAAACAAAUUCUCCUUUCAGAACCCUAAAUAAUGUACAGAGAAAGUAUGAAGAAUAUGCAUACUGAUGUUAGGGUGUAUAGGGUUAAUGUCAAGAGGGAGAUAGCAGACAAAGGUAUAGGGGUAAUUGAGCAUGAUGUUGGAAGCAUGCUUCUCCUUAUCCCCAUGUCUUGCCCCAACUUUCCCAACUUGUUGGAGCGGCCAACUAGGAAUUUUUCUUUACUAUAUCCAAGCUAAAAGGUAACAAGAAGGCAAAAUAUUGACAAAGGAAUAUUGUUUGAUUUAACAUCAAAUUCUCAGAAUGUGAAUCACAAGCAACAUAUGGGGGACAGUACAGAUUGUUGAUAUUAAGAUCUUGGAGUGAAAGUGUGAACCCUUUACAUCCUAUCAUCAGUAUAGAUAUUCUCCUCACUGUACUUUAAGCAUUUGCUAUGACAAGGAUAAUUUGUUUGACAAUCAGGAGCUUCUUAAUUUGGUGGUUAAAGGGUUAACCCAUUACACCCUAACAUCAAUACUUAUAUUAUAUUUUCUUAAGUGCUGACAAGGAGAAUUCAUUCAACAGUCAAGAACUUUAGUUGGUGAUCAUUUCCUUUAUUCUUGUGACCUGAAUGUUUGAUUCAGGGGUGUGUUGUAAGGAGAAACAGGAUGUGUCUCUUUUUGGGGUGAAAGGAUUAAAUUUUCCUCAGAUUUUUUAUAACAACUUCACUGUUCAAGAAUGCAAAGUUCUAUUUUGUCAUCCCUGAUUUUCAGGCCUUCCUCAGACAUUGUGGGACACAAGGUACAUUGAAGAAGUUAGAAGACCACAUGGCACAUCCUACUGAGGAGCAAAAUGUGGGGACAUCAUCAACCUCUGUAAAUUAAAGGCAAUGCCUUAAAGAGAAAAAUUAAAAUACAUUGUCUUGUUUUUUGGUGUUUGGAAUCAUUGUACUUUUGUAGUUUAUUUAGAUGGCAAGCAGAAGCCAAAUUUGAUUCUCAUGUGAGUGAAGUUUAAUGUUACUUGGUUUGUGCAUUCACGUCAAGGUCCAAGAGUUAAUUAAUCACGACAAAAUUGUUUGAUUGGUGUGGCUCUACUUAAUUCUUUACACCCCAAUAUCAGUAUGCAUAUUCUUCAAACAGUUCUGUAGACAUUUCCCUAAGUGCUCACAAUGUGUAACAAUCAAGAGCUUCCUUUGUCAGUGAUCGUUUCCUUUAUUUUCAUGAACUUAAUGUGCAAUUCCAGGGUGAUAUAGAGAACAUUUGGAAGAAUCACCAACUGAAGAAUUUCAAUUGCUUAGUAAAUUCUCCCAGUUGGCACUCAGGGAAAUGUAUAGAGAAUAGUAUGGAGAAUAUGCACACUGAUGUUGGGGUGUAAAGGGUUAAGGUAAAUGUUUCCCACCUUUCCCAUCUCCCCUCUUAACCCUUUAACUCCCAUAAGUGACCAAGAUAGAAUUUCUCUUUACAAUAUUAAAAGUGUGUCAAAGAGAACAGUGAUGAGAAUUGAGUAAAAUGUCAGUGAGGGGAUUAUAAGUUGAUCCAAUACCAAAUUCUUCAAACUAACAUCACAAGAACUGUAUGUCGGACAGUAAGGAGAAUUAUUGAGAUCUUGGGAGUUAAAGGGUUAAUUAACCCUCUAACUCCCAUGAGUGACAAAAACAGAAUUUUUCUUUACAUUAUCAAUGCAAAAUCAAGAAGACAAGUCAUAGGACCAAUGAAAAAUAUCAGUUUGGGGAUUAUUAGUGAUCCAAUACCAAAUACUCCAAACUAACAUCAUGAGAAUUGUAUAACAGACAGUGAAGAGAAUUGCUAACGAGAUCUUGGGAGUGAGAGGGUUAACACAAGCUGGGUACAAAAUAACUGUUCAAUCCACACAUUCAGCACAGCAAAGAGAAGAGACACAACUGACCUUGCAUUGUGAUUUAAUACUUAACUGGGAAGUAACUUAUGACAUAUCUCCUCUCUUCAGUAAAAGCUUUACUCUUCCUUUAUUAAUUAAUAGUAACUAUAAUAAUCACAAAGCCCUUUUAAGAGACUGUUGUCAUAGAAAAACCCACAAUCAGAAUAAACAGGCUGGUGGGAUGAAGUCCAAAUUACUUAUUUUGAACAAGGAAGUGCAUUCAACCUGUGAUUUCAACCACACAAAUUGUGAUAAUUAUUCACCAAGAUAAUUCAACAGGUCGGCUAGAGUGCAAAAGGUCUUUCACAAUAGUGGGCCUGAUUAACCAUCUUUUAUUUGCACACAAAGCAGUCGUCAUGGUCUUGCUUUUGCAUGGAAACUCUACUGUCUUUAAACUUGUAGUCAAGGACAGAACAACUAGUUCACAUCAGUAGAACCAAUACACCAUUCUACAGUUGCCUGCUUUGUUGCCAAGCCUUUUAACAGGAGUGAGGCUAAGGUUGACCUUGUUAUGAUGCAAAUGUUGCUGCUUUUUAUAUAUUAAUUACUUGGUUAUCAUGCUAACCAGAUACUGGUCUCUAUCAUGACAUGGUCACCUUCAGUCUCACUCUAAAUCAAAGGCUUGGCAAUUAGGUACAAAACAGAUAAAUGGCUUAUUCUGCAAGAGGUCUAAGUUCCCUCUAAAAUUUAGAUUGGAAAAAAAUUUGCUAGUAUCUUAACUACCAGUUACAUUCAAGGUUCAGUUGCACUCCUGAAACCUGAAUUUUGGUAGAAAUUACUCACAAUAAACAUCUUCCACUAUUUGAUACAUUUCUUGGAAAAUUAGAUUAAAUGUUCAAAGUGCAGGAUAAAUUUAUCUUCUGUUACAAAAGAAGAAUAAAUAAAUCAAUCAAAUUGUGCUUUUGGAUAAACUAAUAAACUUAACUCUAAAAAGUGAUUUUGAUAAUAAAGUUUUCAUCUAAUUGAUAUAACACACAUAAUUCCAAAAUUAAAUAAUUGCAUUAAAUAUUAAUGCAAGGUGUCUCCAUGCAGGUUAAGUUGAAACUCAUUGAGAUCAAUAGCUGGUAUAACUAGACUCCUUACUUGUAAUUCAGAAGACAUAUCCCUUCCCCACCAUCAAAUGUUUUGGUUUGAGUUCCCAAGCUUCUAACUAGACCCAAAAUAUACUUUGGUCUAGAUUCUAUCUUCUUUGCUUUUGGGGCUCUUAACCAUUGAAAAAUACCUCUAGGCAUAGUACUCACAAUAAACACAUGAGGGGCUGAGCACACAAGAAACCUGUGUUUUUGCUCAGACUUGUGAAAUGUUUUGAAUGUGAGCUAGCAUUACUUUAAAACCAUUGCUUUGCUUUUCAUUUUCAAGCAUAUGCAGAAAUGUCCUCUUUCCCAGAAGAAUUCUUUGCAAUUCUUUUCCUGCUUCAAAAAGCCUUUGAUGUUUAACCCUAUAACUUCAAAUAUCUCCAUGAAAGCUAUUGUUACCAUCUCGUACAUUUCUUAUCAGGUUUGUUUUGAGAAUUUGCUGCUGAGUCAAUUCUCACCACUUGGCUGCUUGAUUUUGUAUUGAUAAUGUACAGAGAAAUUAUUUCUUGGUCAUUCAAAAGUAUAUAAGGGUAAAAAAAAAAAAAAAAAACUUCUGAAGCGCUGAAUGUUUUCAAGGAAAAGAGAUCCUUUUUGCAAUGGUCAUUCCUUCAAAGCAAAGUGCAAACAGUACUAGGCAGUCUAUAUUCAUUAGGAGGUGAUCACUAAAAAGAGGUAUGCUUAUGAAGGUCUUUCAUUAUUACGAGCACAGCAAUUGCAGCUUUUAACCUAACACAUGAUAACAUACAUUUAGUCCCACUUUACCUCAGUCAGAUCUAACUGACUUGUUUCAAAACAUUAAUUAGAAACACACCAAAUUCUGAACACCAGAAACCUUUCUGAAAUGUCACGGAAAACAAAACAGCCACGCUUGAGAACUCUCAAAUGAAUGCAGCAGCCCUGAAAAGGCUGUGAUUUUCACCUUGUUUGCAUGUCCUGAUCUCCCAUGUAAUCGAUCACAACAAAAUUUCCAGAAAAGUUUGAGGUAUUCACAGCAUGAGUUCAUUAGUAACUAUUAACUUAACAAAGCAUUUAAGUAAUGUCAUAAUGUAAUACAUAUAUUGAGAUUGCCCAAAUUCAAGCAGAGAAAGUAAACAAGUGGGUUCAUAGGAAGAAAAAACAGGAGUACUUAUAACAAUAACAUAACCUGCACUAAUGAUACAUUUCAUUGGUGUGACAAAUUUAGACACCAUUAUUAAAUGCCUAUUAACCCUAUAACUCCCAAGAUCUAAUUGUUAAUUCUCCCCUCUAGCUACUACACAUUUCCUUGUAAAUAAGUUAUAAGAACUUGGUGCUCGAUCAAGAUAGCUGCUUCUACCAGAUACUGGUAAGUUAGAAUAUUCUCAUUACAUGUUUGCUCAAUAAUGUAUGGAUGUUAUAGAGAGAAGUUUCAUGUUAAUAACUUCUGGGAGUUAAAGGGUUAAUUAACAUAUAACUGGUGAUUCAAAAGUAUUUUAAGGUGUG
This is a messenger RNA of Pocillopora meandrina, 9395 nucleotides long. The record is from the annotation of a GenBank genome assembly. Lineage: Eukaryota; Metazoa; Cnidaria; Anthozoa; Scleractinia; Pocilloporidae.